ACUGCUGGGAUUGCUUGCUUUUUGGAGCGGACAGUGGGUCAUGGGCCAGAGAUGGAUAUUCUGAUUUAGGAAGUUUAUCCAAAUCAGCACAUCGCCAUCAGAAUGCUUCAGGUCACCUCAGAGCUACUAUUCGGCUUAAAACAUUUGGGGACACCAGGAUAGAGCUCCAGCUGGAUGAGCAACAACGCCGGGGUGUCAUCCUUCAUAAUGAAAAGGUGAAGAGGAACCGAGGAAUUUUGAAACGCCUGAUAAAUUGUGUGGUGUACUUGGGCAAGCAGGAGUUGCCGUUCCGAGGUCACGAUGAGAGUGUAACUUCAUCAAACAAGGGGAAUUACAUAGAGUUGCUGGAUUUAGUGGCAGAAUAUGACAGCGACCUGCACACACACCUCGCCACAUCAACAGUAUUUACCGGCACAUCUUCAAGGAUUCAGAAUGACCUGAUCAGCGCUGUCGCUAGUGUAAUGACGGAUAGCAUGAAAGAGGAGCUGAGGAAGGCACCUUUUGUUGCGGUCAUGUUGGAUGAAACGACAGACAUUAGCAACGUGGCGCAGAUGUCAUAUGUGCUUCGAUAUGUCACUGACGAUGGGAUAAAAGAGCGUUUCUUCAAGUACGAAGAUGUGACAGAGGACAAACGAGCAGAGGCCAUAGCUACACGGCUGCUGGAGUUCCUGAGGGAGAGUGGCUGUAUUGACAAAGUGGUCGCGCAGUGCUACGAUGGAGCAGCUGUUAUGGCCUCUGGAUUGAAUGGGGUGCAAGCGAAAGUUAAGGAAACAAUUCCACAGGCCCUUUUCAUUCACUGCUAUGCUCACAUCUUAAAUCUCGUUUUGUCAAAUGGAGCUUCCAAGAUAAGAGAGUGUAAGGUCUUCUUCUCCCACCUCUCUGGCUUGGCCACCUUUUUCAGCCGCUCAGCAAAGCGCACCAAGCUACUGGAUGAUAUUUGCCAGCAUAGGCUUCCACGGGCAGCUCCUACUCGCUGGUGCUUUCAUUCUUGCUUGGUGUGCACAGUGGCAGAUAAGACCAGGGAAUUGAGAGAGGUGUUCGAGCACAUCGUAGACCAUCACACAGAGUUUGAUGACGAAACUGUUCAUUGCUCUGAUGGAUACAUCACCCUCCUUACCAGCUUCGAUUUCAGCUUUUGGUUGAAAACCUUCCACGCUAUCUUCUCCUACUCGGAUGUUGUUUUUGAAAUACUUCAGAACAAAGGUUUUGAUAUGCAGUUCUGCCUGGCCAGAGUGGAUCAGCUACAGCGACAAAUUGAACAGGAGAAGGGGAACUUUGACAGCGUCUACGAUGAAACCCAGGCUUUGGUUGGUCCUCCGCGCGGCCGUGGAGCUCAAGGAGACGUUCGUGCACGGUACAGGGAGCUCCACUGCAGCGUAAUUGACAGCCUGCCCAGAUUUCCAACCGCUUCAGUGACCACAAAAAGCUGGAAUUCCUGGCCCUUCUGGACCCGCAACAGUUCGGGCAUUACUGUAACUAUUUCCCAACUGCUGCCUUGA
Gymnodraco acuticeps is the source of this 1499-nucleotide messenger RNA. Its product is annotated as zinc finger MYM-type protein 1-like. The coding region runs from base 462 to 1499 and encodes 345 amino acids. NCBI's taxonomy places the organism in Eukaryota, Metazoa, Chordata, Actinopteri, Perciformes, Bathydraconidae. The transcript has 2 exons. The record is from RefSeq and is a predicted model, not a curated record.